UUCCAACUUCAACAGGUGUUGAACCGUUGAGUCGCGAUUUAUUACGCAUACGAGAACGCGCACAACUAAACUGGGAUUACUUUGCUUUAAUUAAGGAGCAUACCACAAGCACCCGCCGAACACACAAGUUUGCCAUUCCUAAAGAUGGGUCGCCAGUCGAAACUGGUGUUGCUGCUGGUCCUCUGUCCGAUAUUACUGCAGACCACCUACUCCAGCACACCGAAGCCAAAUGCAGCUAUUCACCUCGUACACGAUGAUAUUUUGGAUAAUGAGCUAGAUUCUGGCGAGGCAGAUACAAUUUCCAUGCCCAAGAUCAAGCAAGAGCAAGUGGAAUCAAUAACAAAGAUCGCUGGCAAGCCGAAACCAUCAACAACAGAGGUUCCGGUCAGUGAGGAAAUCCCUAAAGAUGAGGGAUCUAAACUGGACGAUCAUCUAAAGACAGAGAGCGUAAAAAGCAGUAAGAACAAUAGCAGCGAAGGUAACUACGAGUAUGGUGACUAUGAGUACGAUGACGACGACGAUGAAUACGAAAACUACGACAACGAGGAGGUGGAGUCGACUAGUGUGCGUUCGAAGAACAGCAAAACCAAAAAUGUGACGCCCAAACUACACACUACCGAGGAGGAGAGUUCAUCGAAACCGAAGGCAAAGAAUGGCAAAGCUGUAGAGAACAAGGAGAAUGCAAUUGACAAUGAUUCGAAUUACGACGACUAUGAUGAGGAUGAAAAUAGUUCCGACGAAGAUGACGAGUCCGACAACAUUGCCGACGAGGAGGUAGUGUUCAGCGAGAACGUGCCAUGCGCGAGAUACUGCGUCUGUUCGCGUAAUGUCAACAGCUACUUGGUUGCCACCUGCAGCAGACUAGAUCCAGGCACUCAGAAGUUCGGUUCGGAUAUCUCGGACUUGGUCGUCACCAAUGUGGGUCCCAAAUAUCCCAUAUUGAUGGGUCCGAAGUUCUUCCACCAACUGGGUCUUAAAAAGGUCGUAUCUAUCAAGAUUGCCAAUUGCACCAUAGAGUACAUGCAUCCUGAAGCAUUCCACGGCUUGGAGGACCUCUAUGCUGUUAACUUGACAAAUGCGGGUCUAGCAAUCAUCAGCCCAGAUACCUUUGAUCAGAACAAAAAACUGCGUAUGCUCACUAUAUCUGGCAACGAUUUAAGCAUCAUGUCCACCGUCCACUAUUUGCUGAAGUCUUCUAGUGUUGAGGAACUUGACUUCUCUCGAAACAACCUAAUGGAACUUAAUCCGAACGCCUUCUCACAUCUCUCAAACAUCGUGUACAUCAACCUGGCCCAAAACGGCCUUAUGAAGAUACCUAAGAAUGUCUUCGAUUCCGUAGAAACCAUUGAGGAACUGGAUUUGUCCUAUAACUCACUGAAGGAACUUCCUGAAAAUAUUUUCAACCGCACCGCUCUAGCCAUACUUCACCUCAAAUAUAACUCUUUUACUGGCGACCUUAAAAUCGCCGGCAGCGAUCUGCAGCAAUUGGAUCUGAGCUUCAAUUCUAUUACGCAAGUGCAUCAUAGCAUGUUCGACAAAAUGACCGGCCUGACCAACCUUAACCUUAAGGGCAACGGUAUAAAGAAAAUUCAACCAGACUCUUUUCUAUCGCUGAAGAGCUUGCGGCACAUUGAUUUGUCCAUCAACGACUUGGACCAGCUGUCAAGUAUGCUGUUCUUCAAAAACUCAGAGCUCGACGUCAUCCGCAUGAAUGAUAACCCAAGACUAAGCCAACUGCCCACAGAUGGUUUUAUCAGCUACAACGGUUAUUUCACCGUUUAUUUCUUGGACAUAUCAAACUGUGCCAUUGGUGCUCUUGGUCACAAGACCUUUUCCACAAUGCCACACCUGACUACCCUAAAGCUGGCCUGGAAUAACAUCAACAGUCUACCCCGGGACAUCUUUGCUAGCCUGACCAAGUUGAUCGAUUUGGACCUGAGCAAUAAUCUCAUCUCUAAGCUGGAUGAGCUUAUCUUUAUGGAAAAUAAUGAGAUUACCAAACUAAACUUGGCCGGAAAUCCCAUCAAUAAAUUGUCCGUACGUCUCUUCAUGCCCCUACAUCAGCUGCGCUCUUUGGACAUGAACGACUGCGAGCUCGUUUCGCUGCUGUCCGAUAAACAGUUUGGUACCGACUACAAGUUCUUUGAAACCCUGCGAAGCUUUAACGCAUCCGGAAAUCUAAUCCGAAAGAUUUCGCCUGCCGACAUUAAGAGCUUUAAGAACCUUCGCUCCCUCGACAUCACCCACAAUCCACUCAAGUGCAAUGAUGAUUUCCAAGACUUUAUCAGCUAUGCUUCACUGCACACUCAGAUAAUGCCAAGGAAGGUGCCAGCGCUGGCCAAUUUGCAGGAUGAUGUAACGCUGGUUGAAAUCGAAACUCAAGCCAGCUGGGCACAAUUAGCUCGUGAUGUGUGCAAACAUAACGAGAUGCUCCACAAAGACGAAAAGCUGGAGAAACGCAUUGAGGAGGCCGAUAAAAAGGUCGAGGAAGACGAACGGAAACUGUUUAGCAUCAUGGAUGCCAGUGCACAGAACAAGAAUAAGCAGAGGAACAUGGAUAAAAUAAUGAAGGGCACAACGAAUGCUAAAACAGACAAAGAUGACGCUUUGAGUGGUAGCGCUGAGGAGGACCAGAAUAAUGGUGGUGAGGAUAAGGAGGAUGAUAAUGGAAGUGAAUAUGACACGGACGAUGAUGUCGAUGAUGAUGCUGAUGAUGAUGAUGACGAUGAUGAUGACGAUGAAGACAACAACGGAAAUGACGAUGAAGUUAAAGAAAACACUAAAGUCCACAUUAAGACACGGGGCCACUUCAAGGUCACAAACCACGGCCUUAAAGUUGAGGAAGUCGAACUAUCCAAGGAGACACGAGACAAGUUCUUGCUGAACAAACUGGGCCUCGACAACGAUGAUUUGAACAGCGAUGAGGAAGAAAUUAUCAUUGAGCGUGGCCACAUAUACUAUAAUGGCUAUAGUUUUAUGAUCCCAAUCAUUCUUCUUGUCACCUGUGUGGUUGUAAUUUUGUUGGCCAUCGUCAAAGUGGUGACAAUGAUUCUGCGCAGGCGCGGAGAGCGUUAUCGUAUGGCACUGUUGGCGCCAAAGAAUCCAUUCGUGUAUCAGAAACUCAGCGAAGAUAUUGUGAAGCCCGCGAUCAAGGAGCAGAAACAGCCAAAGGUGCACCGAUAUGCGCCCAUUAACCAGGUCUAAGUCCACACCGCAGAAAACAGCUUCGUAAACUGCAUCGACAGCGGUGUGGGGGAGUCAAGUGUGAUGCGCUGUUUUUUUAUUUAUAAGUUUAUUUUAGCUAAACACAUGGAAAUUCCAUACGAAAAGGUCUACAAAAUGGUAAUACAUACGAUUACAAUAAACAUAAAAGACAUCCGUGAACUUUCCGCAGCUACGUAUCAGCAGAGCUGGAAAUGAGUCGAGUAAAAAGUAUUAGCCAAACUGCAAAAAUAUUAAAAACCCGUACAAUCGAUGAAUCGGAGUGUUGUUGUUGUACUUAAUUCAACUACGUCCACCGAGGGCAAGGGGAACGACUGAUCAGCCAUCGUUUCGAGAGUAACGGCCUUUAAACAGGCUGGGACUUACUUAUUUUGUUUCAUAUAUUUACGUGUGGAGGAUUACUCAGAGUUGCGUUUGAUUUGGAUACGUUUGAUGAUUUAGUGCCAUUUUGCCGGAAAUUCAUAAAGUCCUACAUAGAGAGAGAGAGAGAGAGAGGAACGGAGAGAGAUAAAUCAAACCUAAAUUGAAUCAAAAAGAAGCAGACGAAAAUACUUAUGAUGUGUGAUGAGACCUUUCCUUCGGCUUAAAACCAACCUUUCAAAUUAAGGCAAAAGAAUGAGCAAAGCAAGAAAACACAAGAUAUAUACAAUAUAUACAUUUAAUUAAUAGCUAAGAUAAGUCUUUUUCUUCAAUUAUCCUAAACGAUUACCUAAAUGUUGAACUUAUAUACUACAUGCAUAUCUAUAAUCCGAAAACAAUAAAUUAUUAUCAGAUACACAGAGCAUACUACUUACAAUAAAUACAAAAUUCGACCAUCGAAGAACUUAAAUGUCGUGUUUAAAAGUUAUAUAAAAUAAAAAUUCUUUCUAAUUAA
Messenger RNA from Scaptodrosophila lebanonensis, 4096 nucleotides. RefSeq lists its product as uncharacterized. The record is from RefSeq and is a predicted model, not a curated record. Gene Ontology annotation, cellular component: extracellular matrix. The transcript is spliced from 8 exons. Gene Ontology annotation, molecular function: protein binding. The coding region runs from base 145 to 3204 and encodes 1019 amino acids. Lineage: Eukaryota; Metazoa; Arthropoda; Insecta; Diptera; Drosophilidae.